This is a messenger RNA of Corylus avellana, 851 nucleotides long. RefSeq names its product Nuclear transport factor 2 (NTF2) family protein. The record is from RefSeq and is a predicted model, not a curated record. NCBI's taxonomy places the organism in Eukaryota, Viridiplantae, Streptophyta, Magnoliopsida, Fagales, Betulaceae.
AAUCAACCGACCAACAAACCCACCAACCACCAUGCUUAUGCUUACGAACUCUGCUUUAUCUCACAUUUCUCCUUCACCUCUUCUUCCUUGCCACACAACCAAAACCAAUCAAAAAUUCGUUACUAGGAACGCAAGAGCUAGUAGAAGAACAUGGCUUCCACUGACCGUUACCAGGGUCUCAUCGUCAGACGAUCCGACGGUAGCCGUUGCAUCGUCGCCGCCACCGCCGCCACCUGUUGGUGAUGAUGAGAGUAUGGUGGUAGAAUCCGCGGCGGACGUUGUGAGGAACUUCUACGCGGGAAUCAACGGCCGCGAUUUGGCCUCCGUGGAGGACCUCAUUGCCGACAACUGCGUCUACGAGGACCUUAUCUUUCCUCGUCCUUUCGUUGGUCGCAAGGAAAUCCUGCAGUUCUUCAAAAAGUUCAUUGGUUCUGUUGGCAGAGACCUCCAAUUUGUUAUUGAUGAUUUGUCUACUGAGGAUUCCUCAGCAGUUGGGGUGACAUGGCAUUUAGAAUGGAAGAGGAGGCCUUUUCCUUUUAGCAAAGGAUGCAGCUUUUAUCGGUUGGAGGUCGAGAAUAAUAAGAGGCAAAUAGUUUAUGGGAGAGACAGUGUAGAACCUGCGAUCAAACCUGGGGAGACGGCUCUGGUCGCUAUCAGAGGUGUUACUUGGCUUCUGCAGCAAUUUCCACAGCUGGCAGACCAGUUAUGAUAGAAGCCAUCGAGCUAUUUUUCCUUCAACUUUAGUGGAAAUAGUUAUUUGUUAUAUAAGGUUUGAUAAAUAUCAAAAUUGUAUAGUAAAUUCUGCCCCUGCUGAAGAAAAAAUUUAAGUAAAUGAUGGAUUAUAUUCUUUA